GUGGCUGAGUGCCGGCAGUGUGUGCUUGGACAUGCAGGACCAGAGGUAUGCAGUGGCCAUCCCCACAAAAGAUCAGACGGCCCAGACAACCGUGAAGGCUCUGUGGAGGUAUGUCAUCCAAGUGUUUGGUUGCCCUGAACGUAUCUUAACAGACAGAGGGGGGGCUUUUGAAUCUGAGCUCCUGAAGGAGCUGUGCCAUGUGUAUGGAUGCACAAAGAGCCGCACAACCCCAUAUCAUCCACAGGGCAAUGGGGCUUGUGAGCUGUUUAAUCAGACCCUCUUGGGGCUAUUGAACACGUUAGACCAGGAGGGCCAGACGCGGUGGGUGGAACAGUUGCCAUAUUUGCUACAGGCUUACAACAACACCCCCCAUAGUUCCACAGGCCUUGCUCCCUUUUAUGUCUUGUAUGGGAGACAUGCUCGGCUGCCAGUGGACAUGGCCAUGGGGAUCUCCCCACCUCAGAUACGGGGCUCCAUCGAUGGGUGGGUGGAACGCCACCAGAGACAACUAGUUACGGCCUAUAGGCAGGUGCAGGGGCAUAGCAAACGCCGGCAAGAGUUGGAUCAACAGCGUUACAACCGACGGGCCAAAGCUCAUCCCCUGGUGCCAGGGGAAAGGGUCCUGUGUAAGAACUUUAGGAGGAGGGGUAGGGGGAAGUUGGGGCCGUACUGGGUACAACAACAGUACUGA
Molecule: messenger RNA, 691 nt
Organism: Alosa alosa (allis shad)
Lineage: Eukaryota; Metazoa; Chordata; Actinopteri; Clupeiformes; Clupeidae
Exons: 2
Coding region: 32-691 (219 amino acids)
Biological process (GO): DNA integration
Molecular function (GO): nucleic acid binding
Source: RefSeq, a predicted model, not a curated record